Molecule: messenger RNA, 1335 nt
Organism: Papaver somniferum (opium poppy)
Lineage: Eukaryota; Viridiplantae; Streptophyta; Magnoliopsida; Ranunculales; Papaveraceae
Product: zinc finger MYM-type protein 1-like
Exons: 2
Coding region: 1-1335 (444 amino acids)
Molecular function (GO): protein dimerization activity
Source: RefSeq, a predicted model, not a curated record
AUGCUUGUCGAUGCAACGAGAAAGCUUAUUGUCAAGAAAAUCCACGAAGCCAAAUACUUUUCAGUUAUUCUUGAUUGUACUCCUGAUGUUUCUCGCAGGGAACAAAUGUCUAUUAUCAUCCGAUGCGUAGAUGUUUCAACAGCAAGAAUCGAAGAGUAUUAUCUUGGGUUUUUGCGAGUGGAAGAUAAAACAGGAGAAGGUUUAUUUUUUGAACUUGAAGAUGCAUUAAUCAAUCUUGGGUUAAACAUUGAUGAUAUAAGAGGACAAGGGUAUGACAAUGGAGCAAACAUGAAAGGAAAACAUAAAGGUGUGCAUGCAAGAUUACUCGAGAUCAAUCCAAGAGCUUUCUACACACCAUGUGCUUGGCAUAGUCUUAAUCUCAUACUUUCAGAUAUGGCCAAGUCUUGUCCUAAAGCAAGUUCUUUUUUUGGAUCCAUACAACGUAUUUAUACACUUUUUUCAGCUUCAACCAACCGGUGGGAUGUAUUUAAAGAGGAGAUUGGAAAGAAGGGAUGGACACUUAAACCGUUGUCAGAUACACGGUGGGAAAGUCGUGUCGCACGUGUCAAAGCAAUAAGAUACCAAGCUCCAAAAAUUCGAAAUGCUUUAGAGAGAUUGCGAGAUUCAUCCCCUAUCUCUCAAGAAGUCAGCACUACCGACAGCUUAGUAAGUUUUGACUUGCAUAAUUUUGAAUUUUAUCUUAGCUUGACUAUCUGGUAUAGACUUCUGUUUGCUGUUAAUACUGUGAGUAAGUCAUUGCAAUCUAAAGAUAUGGACAUUGGUGUUGCUAUACAACAAAUGAAAGGUCUUAUUGAGUUUUUUAAAGACUUUAGAGUAAAUGGGUUUCAAAAGGCAAUGGAUGAAGCUAAGGAGAUUGCAAGAGCGAUGGGAACUGAACCUACAUUUCAUGAAGUUCGUAACACCCGUACUACCGAACCAACAUCAGCUUAUUUGAAGCAUGGUAGAUCUAGUGAUAUUGAUGGCAAGGAAUUAUGUAUGGAACUAAUCGUCAUGCGAAUUGUACUACCUAGUUCGUGUAGUAAGCCAAUCGAUGUCUUACAAUUUUUACUAAGAAUGGGUGGUUGUUACCCUAAUGCAUGGAUUGCUUAUAGGAUAUUGCUUACGAUUCCAGUCACAGUCGCCUCCGCGGAAAGAAGUUUUUCUAAGCUAAAGUUGAUUUUCUCGUAUCUUCGAUCAACUAUGUCGCAGGAAAGACUAGUAGGAUUAUCUAUGUUAGCAAUUGAAAAUGACAUGGCUAUGCAAGUUGAUUUUAAAAUUGUACUUUCUGAUUUCGCAUCCAGGAAUGCAAGAAGGGCAUUUUCGAAUAGAUGGUAA